AUGGCAAAAGAAGAAAAACCUCCACCUGAAGGAGCACACGUGCUCAUCUUCCCUUGUCCAGCGCAGGGCCAUGUUAAUUCCAUGGCCAACCUCGCUGAGCUUCUUGCCCUUCACAAUCUCCAUGUCACUUUUCUCAACACCGACUACAUCCACAAUCGUCUCAUUCGUUUCAGUGAAAUCCAAGCUCUUUCAGCAUGCUACCCUACGAUUCGUUUCAAGACCAUUUCUGAUGGUUAUAACGAGGGCCAGCACCCAGGUUUCGGAGACCGUGUAGUGGACGUCAUUGUUUCCAUAAUUUCCCAUGCAAAGCCCCUCUUGAGAGAGAUUCUGGUGUCUGAGAGUAGUGGAAUACCCAAAGUUAGUUGCAUUAUAGUGGAUGGGAUAUUCGGAAGCCUUGCCACUGAGUUAGCUUCUGAGUUUGGGAUACCACUCAUUCAUUUUCGUACAAUCAGUGCCUGUUGCUUCUUGGCUUAUUUCUCUGCUCCAGAGCUCUUUGAAUGCAACGAACUUCCCAUUAGAGGAGACGAGGACAUGGAUCGCAUCAUAACGAAUAUGCCAGGAAUGGAAAACUUGCUUAGAUGUAGAGAUCUGCCAAGUUUCUUCCGAGCAAACAAAGAGAACCACAUACAUCUGGACUCGAUCGUCUCCCUGACCUGACAAUCACUUGGAGCAGACGUACUCGUACUCAACACAUUGGAGGAGCUAGAAGGACCCGUUCUCUCCCAAAUACGUCUCCACUUUCCCAAACUCUACGCCAUUGGACCUCUCCACCACCAUUUGAAACUCAGAAAAGCAACAUCUAAAGAGAAAACAAAUAUUCCUUCGUUUAAAUAUUGUCUUUAUGAAUUGGACAAGAGUUGCAUGGCGUGGCUCGAUGCGCAGCCUCAGAAGUCGGUGAUAUAUGUCAGCUUUGGUAGUUGCACGCUAAUGACAAGGAAUGAGCUAUUGGAGAUUUGGCACGGUUUGGUUAACAAGAAACGGUUCAUGUGGGUAAUGCGACCUGACUUGGUUUUAGGAAAAGAUGGUGAGGAUAAAAUACCUGUGGAGUUGGAAGAGGGAACCAGGGAGAGAGGGUUUAUGGUGGGUUGGGCCCCGCAAGAGGAGGUUCUGGCCCACUGGGCCGUCGGUGGGUUUUUGACCCAUAGUGGGUGGAACUCGACCUUGGAGAGUGUGGUGGCUGGGUUGCCCAUGAUUUGCUGGCCUUAUUUUGCAGAUCAACAGAUUAAUAGUAGGUUUGUGAGUGAGGUUUGGAAAGUUGGGUUGGACAUGAAGGAUGUGUGUGAUAGGGACGUUGUGGAGAAGAUGGUGAAUGAUCUAAUGGUGCAUAGGAGGGAGGAGUCUCUCAGAUCAGCUCAGGAAAUGGCUGCGUUGGCCAAUAAGAGUGUGAGUCCAGGUGGUUCCUCUUACUCCACUCUCGAUGAUUUCAUUCGCUACAUAAUAUCAACCAGCAGAGUAAAUCGUUUAAUGUAG
Messenger RNA from Abrus precatorius (Indian licorice), 1470 nucleotides. RefSeq names its product 7-deoxyloganetic acid glucosyltransferase-like. The record is from RefSeq and is a predicted model, not a curated record. NCBI's taxonomy places the organism in Eukaryota, Viridiplantae, Streptophyta, Magnoliopsida, Fabales, Fabaceae. Gene Ontology annotation, molecular function: UDP-glycosyltransferase activity.